AUGUGUCUGGCUUGUCACUCUCUCAGCUCUCAAUACAAUCAACUAUCUUCGCGUAGAGCCAGAGCUCGCGGAGUCUCUUCCUUGGAGCGAACCAGUGAAAACGCCAUAGACUUCGACUAUCUCACUUCCAACCUACCGUACUCCGCGAAUGACAUUCGAUCAAUAUCCACAUUGACUCCCCUACCCAAUAAACCCCUGCUUACCGUAUCUGAUGGUGGAAAACUGACAUGCAACUUUGAUGAUGAGAUGGAGUACUGUAGUUGGCAUAACACAGAGACCACUGAGAUGAAAUUCUGGAAAGGAAAACUGGAUCCUGAGUCUGCGAGCAACUUUGAUUCUCAUCGCUUCAAUUCUGGUAGCACUCUGAGUUUUUCUACGGAAAACAAUUUUCUGUUAGCCGGUGGUGAACCAAUGGUAACUUCGCAAACGGCUGCUAUCGAAAUGGAAAUCCCUUGUCAGUAUGGGGAUGCAGAUGUCAAGUUUGAUUUCUGGACGAACACUCUUAAUGUAGAAGUACGUUAUUGCAUUGCCAAAUCCGGAACAGAUUUCUCCACUUGUCAAAUCCUCCAACGCGUCUCCAAUCCUUUGAAUUUCUCUGUUCCAACUACAGCAGACGGAUCGAAAGUUCGUAUUGAAGUCACUAAUAUUGAUCAAGAUUCCAUUGCACUUAUCGAUAAUCUGCAUUAUAACGGUCAGAUCUGUGAGCUCAUUGAUGAAGCUGUGGAGCAUUCAUUGAUUCCAUUCGGAGGAGAGUCAUCUUCUCUACCAUCAUUGAUCACUGGAGAGCCAUCUCCCGUUACCGAUCUAACUGUCCAAAAGUUCUUUGAAGAAGACGCUAACACUGUUGAAGAGACAGAGACUCCGUCUAUUUUAGGAAUUCGGAAAAUGACUUCAACAGCUGACCCAAUUCUCAGUUCCUCGUCUCAAGUGAAUGUAAAAGAACUCUCAUAUUGUUCUGCAUUGACUUGCUCAUUCAAUGAUGGAGAUUCGUGUUUCUAUGGACUCAGUGGUGUAGGAAGCACAUCCGCAUGGAAUCUGAGCGAUCGUCUUAUUGGAAACAGACACACAGGAAUUCAGAGAGUCAAUCUUGAUGAUCAAUCCAAAGUAGGGUUCGCUUACGUUGGAAGCGAUUUCAAAUCCGAAGCAGGAAACAUCUUCGUUGCUGAAUCCCCCAAAUUCUCUCUAACUCAAGAAAUACUUUUGAUAUUUGAUGUCUAUAUUCGCUCAAUCACUCCGAAGCUCAAGGUUUGCAUUGACAACUUUGACAACUGUCCCUACAACUCACCUCUUCUUAAAAAAGACAAGUUCUGGAGAGGACAACAAAGAGUAACAUUAAAAGAAGGUUCUAGAAAAGUGUUCUUUGUUGCUGAAAAUGACGAGAUGUUCAGUCAAAAUCCAUAUGAAUCACAUGUCGAUAUUGCUGUUUCCGCGGCUUCAGCUAAUCUCAGAAAUAUGACAAAUGAACAACUCAUGGCUCUUCUUGACGACGAAACUUUAUUAGAGUCGAUAAUUGUAAACCUUCCUCAAGUACGAUCAAUGCCAACCGAUAAAGAAUCCGCUCUCGCUGCGAACAAGUCGUUAGCAGAAUGGAAUCUAGCUCAAAAGCCGAGAAUAGACGCAACAAAAGCACAAACAAUCGAUCUCUACGAGAAAGUGAAGAAGCUUCAAGGAGAAGUGACGGUGCUAAAAAGUCAAUUAGAUUCAAUUUCGUCGUCCAAAUCGUUGGAUACAACAUCGAGUUUGAUGCAAGUAGCAGCACAAGAAGCUGACGAUGAUGCAGAAGCGUUGUACACGCAAUUCGAGAACGGCGAGAUCUCCAUUGACAUUUUCCUGAAACAAUUCAAAGAGAAGAAAGCAGUCGCUCAUCUCCGGAAGAUAAAAUCAGAUCGUUUGGCUGCUCUUCUUCGUGAACAAACCUAUUCUUAUGCUCAGCCAACUGUUGCCCCGCCAAUGCCACAGCCCGGAUAUCCAACCGGAAACCAUAUGCCAGGAAUGGGACAAAUUCCAUUCGGAUCCGGAUACACUGGAUAUCCAAAUGUUUCUCAACCAUCUGCUGGUCGCCAUCCAUUUUUCUAA
Messenger RNA from Caenorhabditis remanei, 2076 nucleotides. RefSeq lists its product as uncharacterized. The transcript has 12 exons. NCBI's taxonomy places the organism in Eukaryota, Metazoa, Nematoda, Chromadorea, Rhabditida, Rhabditidae. The record is from RefSeq and is a predicted model, not a curated record. Bases 1 to 2076 code for a protein of 691 amino acids. Gene Ontology annotation, biological process: protein targeting to vacuole; ubiquitin-dependent protein catabolic process via the multivesicular body sorting pathway; protein targeting to membrane. Gene Ontology annotation, cellular component: ESCRT I complex.